GUGGGCUGAGCCAUAAUGGCGUCGACACGGGACAACCGACCACAGACUGGACGAGGGCGGUCUCAUGCCGAGCGACUUCCGCGUCUCCUUUCCUGGGCUGGGACGGAGGCUCCAAGUGAAACGCUGUCGUUCACAAACUUUAUCUCAAAUUUAAGCUUUGACAGGCCAGUACCGUGCACAUCAGCAAUGUCUCAGUCUGGAGAAAAAGCAAAGUUCCCUGAGGCGGCAGGCUACGUGGGCUUUGCAAACCUCCCAAACCAAGUCCAUCGAAAGUCUGUAAAAAAAGGAUUUGAAUUCACCCUCAUGGUCGUAGGGGAGUCUGGUUUGGGCAAAUCAACACUUAUAAACAGCUUGUUCCUCACUGAUCUCUACCCCGAACGCUACAUUCCUGGCGCUGCAGAGAAGAUUGAGAGGACGGUGCAGAUCGAGGCGUCCACCGUGGAGAUCGAAGAGAGGGGAGUGAAGCUGCGCCUCACUGUGGUGGAUACACCGGGUUACGGCGACGCCAUCAACAGCCAGGACUGUUUUAAGACCAUCAUUCAGUACAUCGACAAUCAGUUUGAGCGCUACCUCCACGACGAGAGCGGCCUCAACCGACGGCACAUCGUGGACAACAGGGUGCACUGCUGCUUCUACUUCAUAUCGCCUUUUGGACACGGUCUAAAGCCUUUGGAUGUGGAGUUUAUGAAAGCCAUCCACAGCAAAGUUAAUAUCGUCCCGGUGAUUGCCAAGGCGGAUACUCUGACACUGAAGGAGAGGGAUCGCUUGAAGAGGCGGAUUCUGGACGAGAUCGCCGAGCACGGAAUUCGAAUUUAUCAACUACCUGAUGCCGACUCUGACGAGGAUGAGGAGUUCAAGGAGCAGACCAGAGUCUUGAAAGCCAGCAUUCCCUUUGCUGUGAUUGGCUCCAACCAGCUGAUCGAGGUAAAGGGCAAGAAGAUCCGCGGUCGCCUGUACCCGUGGGGGGUCGUGGAAGUGGAAAACCCCGAGCACAAUGACUUCCUCAAGCUCCGCACCAUGCUCGUGACGCACAUGCAAGACCUGCAGGAGGUGACCCAAGACCUGCACUACGAGAACUUCCGCUCGGAGAGGCUGAAGAGAGCCGGAAGGGCUGUGGAUGAGGACGUGAUGGAUAAAGACCAGAUACUGCUCCAGAAAGAGGCAGAGCUGAGACGCAUGCAAGAGAUGAUCGCUCAGAUGCAGGCGCAGAUGAAGAUGAAAUCCGACGAGUGAAACCAAACGCGUACACACACACACACACACAAUGCUGUCACCCUAUACUGUACAACCUGCAAAAAUUUUUAGGAUCCAGUUGCCUGCACCUCCAUAUCUCACUUAUCCUUCCAUAUUGCCUUACUUGCCAUCAGUGCGUGACUCUUUACUUUAUAUUUUGUUGUUGUUUGUUUGUGUUCAUGCUGUAGUUUUCUCCAUGGCUUUACAUUGAAUUAAAAUGUACCGAUGGAUUUCAUCAUUACCUUUACAUUAGGAUCUGUCAGGCUGCCAGAUAAUCAGGUACGAUGACGCUCACGUUUACCAAAAUGUUUUCUGUUCAGUCUUAAUAAUAUCUGAAUAAUAGCCCGCCAAUUGUGGGACUUUCUAUGACAACAGCUGUCGGCAGAAAGCUAACCGUUUGCUCCUGUUCAUGUCACACAGGACAGCAUGAGCAUGAUGUCAUUUUUCUGCUUUCCAUCCGUAAAAAUUUCUAAGGACACUAUACAAUAAUAAUCAUAAAAAUAAACCGGCUGUGUGUUAUUUUUAAGCGACAUGCUGCUACUACAGUUGUACUUAUGAGGCGUAUGACGUCAAUGUUUUCACUAAAAAAAGCUCAUUUUGCUCAAGUCUCAAUUUUCACUCCAGUGGUACAUCGACUUCCGACUGACCCCACAACAGCUAUUCCGAAUUCACUCCGCAAACACGCUUAUGUAGUCUGUCUCCAUUUUUUUGGUUUAUUUUUAGAGGCUGGAAAGGGAAUUUCCAUUGAUUUAAAUUUGGUAUUUUGAGUGAUUCUGGUCAAAAAAUGAAUUAAAUUCAUUCAGAGGUCAAGGUGCCGCUUUUUGGACUUUUGCUCAUGGCCAAAUGAGCUGUACUGUAUUCAAUUUUCCAUUUUCAUGUGAAAAUUUUUUUUUGUGUACUCACGUGUCAUCACUGAUGUGCCAUUCAGUUGUAUUUUAUACUGCCAUGCAAAUGUCUACUUGUUAACCAAAAUGUACACGCAUUAACCGUGACUGAUUAGGUAUACGUCCACUGCAAUAAGUUUGUUUACAGAAUACAUAUUUCUACUUCCAAUUGUUUGUUGUAUUUCCUUUGUCAGUGAGCAUCUUUGUUCCUUAACGUGUGACUGUUGUGCUUGUUUAUUCUUCUGAAUAAAUACACAAAAAGCACAACUUAAUGAGAUCCAAACAUGUCUGCCUUUACAAUGGUAAUAAUCCUUGUUUGUAUGACGGAGGUAUUACUUUAGCGAAUAUGUUUAUUGUUAUUGCACAAUAUCGUUUUUUUAUUAUUAUUAUUGGUUAAAAAAUAUAUCUCUUUGUACUUCAAUUCCAACCUCAUUCAGUCUUGUUUUAGAGCAAAGAUAGGAAAGCAGACCUUGUUCUGAUACUGUUUUCUCUUUGCUGUGAGACAAAAGCAAGAUGUCUGUGAUUGUGUGGGGGCUCCAGUUGCCUGAGGCAGAUGAUAACUUGCCUGUUCAUGAGUACUUCAAGGACUUUGCCAAAGGAGAAUUUGGCAGUCUUCAUUGAGCCAUCAGUGUUUCUUUUGAAGGGUUAGGUGGACGACCAGGAGGCAAACACGGGCAAUUGACCCCUCUGUGGCUAUUGCGCAAUCCGCGUCGCUGACCAAUCAGAGGCCAGAGAUCUGCAUAAACCAAAGCCCCUUUUUGCUCCCGCCAUUUUCUCAGACAACAUUGCAUGGUAUCCUGAAAGGCUAGUUGGUGGAGUUCCAUUCGUACCCUUUCCAAAACCGAAGACCCAGUACGAAAAAUGCCUUCCAUGGAUCAAACUUUGUGGAAGACCUCAUCAUCAACUAAAUCCAUCUAAUAUCAACCGGAACACAUAUGUUUGCACGAAGCGCACGUGGCGUGACGUCACUUCAGGAGGCGGGGUUAAGUGCCCUGCACGGAGGGGUCAAUUGCCUCGGGAUCUCGAGGGGCCCCAAACAUCGCUGGCGAUUCGCGAGACUUUUCAGAUGAGAGGCCAAAUUUGUUGCAAGGCGACCGGAGAAGUUCUGUUGCCAUCGAUUCAAUACAA
Syngnathoides biaculeatus (alligator pipefish) is the source of this 3245-nucleotide messenger RNA. RefSeq lists its product as uncharacterized. Gene Ontology annotation, biological process: regulation of exocytosis; cell division; cytoskeleton-dependent cytokinesis. The transcript has 15 exons. Gene Ontology annotation, molecular function: GTP binding; molecular adaptor activity; GTPase activity. Gene Ontology annotation, cellular component: microtubule cytoskeleton; synaptic vesicle; septin ring. The record is from RefSeq and is a predicted model, not a curated record. Bases 16 to 1233 code for a protein of 405 amino acids. Lineage: Eukaryota; Metazoa; Chordata; Actinopteri; Syngnathiformes; Syngnathidae.